Drosophila montana is the source of this 3426-nucleotide messenger RNA. It is a transcript of the gene Mtr4, whose product is annotated as exosome RNA helicase Mtr4. The coding region runs from base 138 to 3356 and encodes 1072 amino acids. Gene Ontology annotation, cellular component: nucleus. The transcript is spliced from 2 exons. NCBI's taxonomy places the organism in Eukaryota, Metazoa, Arthropoda, Insecta, Diptera, Drosophilidae. Gene Ontology annotation, biological process: maturation of 5.8S rRNA; RNA catabolic process. Gene Ontology annotation, molecular function: RNA helicase activity; ATP binding; RNA binding. The record is from RefSeq and is a predicted model, not a curated record.
ACUGCCUGCUGUUAAUAACAGUUUAGCGUUAUGUUACGUUAACAGACAAAUGUGGAAUUCGUCAAAACACAUGUUUUUUUCAACGCGGUCUGAAUAAAACGCAGAAACAAACAAGCCAUAGCUCCUUAAAAAACGUAAUGGACAUAGACGAGCUAUUCGAUUGCUUCAACGAGGUGCCGCCCGAAAGUCUGCAAGUGCCGGUACCCUAUCCCACAAGGAAAGCAAAACUAAUCGAGUCUGAAACAAAAAACCCGGAUAGCGCCAAUAAAAGCGCUAGGAAGGCCAACAAACGUGAUGCAAAUACUGUAGAUCUCAGCACCGAGGAGCCCGCAGAGGAUGGACGGGAGGAAGAGCAUACAAAGCGACAACGUGUUGAUAAGGCAAAGGUCGACGGCAGCACGGACAUAAACCAGGAGACAUCAAAGAUUACUGACGAUGAAACAGAAGAAGUUAAAGAUGAAAAAGAUGACGGAGUUAAGGAACUGGACGAUUGUGAUUUGGAGGCGCUGCGGGUGCGCAUCGUCACACACCAGCUAGUAUCGCCGGAGUCCUGCACACACGAGGUGGCCGCCCAUCCCGACCAGGAAUACAUUCCUCUGCAGCCAUUUGCCGGCGUUCCCGCCAAGGAAUAUCCAUUCGUGCUGGAUCCUUUCCAGAAACAGGCCAUUUUGUGCAUAGACAACUCACAGAGCGUGCUAGUAUCGGCGCACACCUCCGCCGGAAAGACUGUGGUGGCGGAAUACGCGAUAGCCAAGUCUCUGGCGGCCAAGCAACGCGUUAUUUAUACGACGCCUAUUAAAGCGCUGUCCAAUCAAAAGUUUCGCGAAUUCACAGAUGAAUUCCAGGACGUUGGCCUGGUUACUGGCGAUGUAACCAUUAAUCCAUCGGCCUCCUGCCUGAUUAUGACAACGGAAAUUCUGCGUAACAUGCUGUACCGCGGCAGCGAGAUUAUGCGCGAGGUGGGCUGGGUAGUAUUCGAUGAGAUUCACUACAUGCGUGACAAGGAGCGCGGCGUGGUAUGGGAAGAGACACUCAUCCUGUUGCCGGACAAUGUGCGCUAUGUCUUUCUCUCGGCCACCAUACCCAAUGCCCGCCAGUUUGCCGAGUGGGUAUGCCAUCUGCACAAGCAGCCCUGUCAUGUUGUUUACACGGAUUACCGGCCAACGCCGCUGCAGCAUUACAUCUUUCCGGCCGGCGGCGAUGGCAUUCAUUUGAUUGUCGACGAGAAGGGUCAGUUCAAGGAGGACAACUUUACGACGGCCAUGGCGGUGCUGGCUAAUGCAGGCGAAGCGGCCAAGGGCGACCAGAAAGGCCGCAAGGGAGGCGUUAAGGGUCACAAUUCGGGUCAGACGAACAUCUUUAAGAUUGUCAAGAUGAUUAUGGAGCGACACUUUGCACCCGUCAUCAUUUUUUCGUUCAGUAAAAAGGACUGUGAGGUCUAUGCCAUGCAAAUGGCCAAGCUGGACUUUAACACAAUCGAUGAGAAAAAGCUGGUCGAUGAGGUUUUUAACAACGCCAUGGACGUUCUUUCAGAGGAGGAUCGCAGACUGCCACAGGUGGAAAAUGUGCUGCCAUUGCUGCGACGUGGCAUUGGCAUACAUCACGGUGGACUGCUGCCCAUACUAAAGGAAACCAUUGAGAUUCUAUUUGGAGAGGGACUGAUCAAGGCUCUCUUCGCCACGGAGACCUUUGCCAUGGGCCUGAACAUGCCUGCGCGCACAGUAUUGUUUACAGCGCCGCGCAAAUUUGAUGGCAAGGACUUUCGGUGGAUCAGCUCGGGCGAGUACAUACAAAUGGCUGGGCGUGCUGGCCGUCGCGGCUUGGACGACAAGGGCAUUGUUAUACUGAUGAUUGAUGAGAAGGUGUCACCUGUGGUGGGCCGUGAAAUAGUGCAGGGCAAGGCAGAUACACUAAACUCGGCCUUCCAUUUGACCUACAACAUGGUACUGAAUCUACUGCGCGUAGAGGAAAUAAACCCGGAGUACAUGCUGGAGCGGAGUUUCUAUCAGUUUCAAAAUCAGGCCGCACUUCCCGGUCUACAUGAUCAAGUGCAGCAGAAGACACAACAGCUCGAAAAGCUAACCGUUAAGGAUGAGCAUAACAUUGCGUCCUAUCAUCACAUCCGCGAACAGCUAGAGUUAAAUGGGAAUAGGUUCCGCGAGUGGCUGACCAAGCCGCAAUAUCUGGUGCCCUUUUUACAGCCAGGCCGGCUGGUAAAGGUGUCAGCUGGAAAGCAGGAGUAUGACUGGGGUCUUGUAUUGAACUUCAAGAAGCAGGACCAGAAUCGCAAGAACCCAUUGAAAAGUGAAGCGGGAGUUGUUAUUGAUAUGCUACUGCAUGUGAGCGAGGAGGCAGCGAAAACUGGCGACACCGAGCCCUGUAAGCCCAAUGAACGUGGCUGCAUGGAGGUCGUUCCAGUUGCCAAUACACUUAUCACCCAAAUCAGUUCUAUACGCGUCUACUUUCCCAACGAUCUGCGCACUGCGGACAAUCGCCGUGCCGUGCUGAAGACUAUUCAGGAGGCUAAGAAACGAUUUCCACUUGGUCCACCGGUACUUCAUCCCAUAGACGACAUGAAUAUCAAGGAUCCCGAAUUUCGCCAGAUUGUCGAUACCAUUGCACAGUUUGAGGCGUUACUGGAGGAGCAUCCGCUGCACAAAUCGCCAGAGCUGGAGCGUGUUCACAAGCGCUAUAUCGAAAAGCUAAAGUUACAAUCCGAGCUCAACGGCCUGAAGGCGGAGCUGAAGGCUGCCCGCAGCCUGCUGCAGAUGGACGAGCUUAAGUAUCGCAAGCGUGUACUCCGGCGCAUGGGCUACUGCAAGCCGGGCGAUGUCAUCGAGUUUAAGGGUCGCGUUGCCUGCGAGCUAAGCUCUGCGGAUGAGUUGCUCAUAACCGAAAUGAUAUUCAACGGCGUGUUCAACGAGCUCUCAGCCCCGCAGGCGGUCGCAUUGCUCUCCUGUUUCGUCUGCGACGAGAAGUCCAGUGAGGCGCCCAAGAGCGCCACAGAGCUGUCCGGGCCGUUGCGCGCUUUGCAAAGCCUGGCGCGGCGCAUUGCCAAGGUAUCCACAGAAUGCAAACUAAGUAUGGAUGAGGAGAACUACGUGGAAAAGUUCAAGCCCUUCCUGAUGGACGUCGUGCUGGCCUGGUGCAAGGGCUCCAGUUUUCUAAGCGUCUGCAAAAUGACCGAUAUUUUCGAAGGCUCCAUCAUUCGCUGUAUGAGACGUUUGGAGGAGCUGCUGCGUCAGCUGUGCCAGGCAUCCAAAACUAUUGGCAACACGGAUCUGGAGAACAAAUUCUCCGAAGGCAUUCGUCUGCUCAAGCGAGACAUUGUGUUUGCCGCUUCGCUGUAUCUAUAGAUUAGUUUUCCCAAAUUUGAAAAGCUUAUUAGUAUUAAGCAAAAUACAUGGUUUUUCUUUUUAAAAUGUA